AUGAACAACUCCACAGCUGCAUGGCUAGCAUCUGGGGAGUGCCGGCUGAACGAUCCCAUGCAGUUCACCCUGGUACCAGCCGUCUAUUGCUUGGUGUUGUGUGUGGGGCUGCCGGGCAAUCUGGCAGCCUUGCUGGUCUUUCUGCAGAGCGGACGAGUGAGGAAGGCCAUCCGCAUCUACCUCAUCAACCUCACGCUGGCUGACAUUUUCUUCAACCUCACCUUGCCCUUCUGGAUUCCCUACUACCUGGCAGGGGGCAACUGGGAACUUCCAGAGAUUGUUUGCCGCCUGGCUGGUGCCACCUACUACUUAGCCACUUACAGUGCCAUGGCAUUCAUGACCCUCAUCAGUUUGAAUCGCUACUGCACGGUUGCUAAGCUGGAGCUGGUGUUGAACAAGCCUCAGGGGGCGCUGGUGGGAUGCACCGUGGCCUGGCUGUUGUGCUUAGCUUGCGCUGUCCCCUCCUUGAUCACCCAGCAGACCCACCAGGCAGGACCUGGAAACACCAAAUGCUUUGAGCAGCACUUGGGCUGGAGGAGUUAUGCCUACGCCAUGGUGGCUGUCUUCGUGGCCUCCUUCCUGGUGGUGUUAGGGGCCUACAUGUCCAUCAUGAGAUCCCUCUCAAUUGCAGCCAGCACCUGCCAAGGAGGACAUCGGCGGCGGGCUCGGGCCAUGGUUUUGGGCAUGUUGUUGGUUUUUGCGCUCUGUGUGGCCCCUUAUCACCUCUCCCUGAUUCCCUGGGUUGCUACCUGGAUGCCCAUUUCCUCCUGCAGGCCUCCAUCAUCCCUAGAUAACCUACAUAUGCUCAGUAUGGCUCUGCUGAGCCUCAACAGCUGCAUCGAUCCGCUGAUCUACUGCUUCUCCAUCAAGCGCUUCCGGACUGACUUGUGGAGGAUGGUCCGGAGGGUCACGCGUUGCGUCCCGCUUCCUUCGCCAGUGCUGCCCCCACCGCUGCCAGAAAACAGAUUUCCAUUAAAUAUCAGAUCGUCGUCUUUAACUUCCUCAUAGCUAAAGCUAUGGGAGAAGUGAGGCUUC
Molecule: messenger RNA, 1035 nt
Organism: Sphaerodactylus townsendi
Lineage: Eukaryota; Metazoa; Chordata; Lepidosauria; Squamata; Sphaerodactylidae
Product: platelet-activating factor receptor-like
Exons: 1
Coding region: 1-1008 (335 amino acids)
Biological process (GO): phospholipase C-activating G protein-coupled receptor signaling pathway; positive regulation of Rho protein signal transduction
Cellular component (GO): membrane
Molecular function (GO): G protein-coupled receptor activity
Source: RefSeq, a predicted model, not a curated record